Molecule: messenger RNA, 405 nt
Organism: Emiliania huxleyi CCMP1516
Lineage: Eukaryota; Haptophyta; Isochrysidales; Noelaerhabdaceae
Exons: 3
Coding region: 1-405 (134 amino acids)
Source: RefSeq, a predicted model, not a curated record
AUGCACGACCGGCCUCCGUCGGACGGCUCUCCGGCCUCUCCGGCCGCUGCCGCCCGCGCUGCUGCCGAUCCGGUCCCUCUCACGAUCCGCACAAGCAACGACAACUUUGAGGUCGCCGGCUUUGGCCAGGAUGAGGUGCGAGUCAUGAUGCUCGACCCAGCGUGCACCAAGCCGCUCACAUUCCGUGAGUUCGUCAACGGGCCGAACACACUCUCCAAGUCGACGGCGAUCUCGAACUCCGACAACUGGACCGAUGCACCAGCCGCGGAGGACGAUAGCUCCCUCGACGACAUCCCUUCAUCGACGGACGCCUUCACCGCCGCCGGCCCUGGGCCAUUCAUCGCGGCCUCCGACUGGCUGCCGCAGGCCCGCACGCCGGCGACACAGCUUCAGCUGUCGAACUGA